CCCUGCUCUCCGCAUUGCAGAGCGUGGAACAGGGGAUCUAGAUGGAGAUUCUUGGGGGGAGGGGUCUAGAAUGUGGUUCCACAGUUAAUGGGUGAUGGAAUUUGCACAACAGCUGGGCAAAGGUGAAAGGGCCUGUCCUGCCCCAAAUCCCUCACCCCUUCGCUCCGCUUCACUGACACCUCUACCCCCUCCUCACACCAGGCAGCUAACUUCAUCCAAACUCUGACCUCUUACACUCUCUACUUAACUCUGGCCCAGGACAGCCAAGACAAGAAGAGAGCAGGGCUGCAUGAGCCGAUCACCCCACCAUCCCAUCCAACUCCGAUCCAUGGACCUGCAGGAUGCCCUGGCUCCUCUGCCAUUGUCGUCGUCACCACUGCCACCACCGCUGCCGCCACCACAAUCUGCUGUCCAAAAUCCCUCCUCUCACCUUUGGGCUUCUCAGUGUGGGCCUCCUCCCUGGGGCCUCAGCUGUCUUCUGGCUCUGCAGCAUAUCUUGGUCCUGGCUUCUCUGCUCUGUGCCUCCCACCUGCUCCUGCUUCAAGGACUCCCGCCAGGAGAGCUCUCUUCCUCCCCUGCCCAGCUCUUGGCCUCCAGCUUCUUUUCCUGUGGUGUGUCCACCAUCCUGCAAAUUUGGAUCGGCAGCAGGCUGCCUCUUGUCCAGGCUCCAUCCUUAGAGUUCCUUGUCCCUGCUCUGGUGCUGACCCAGAAGUUACCUCUGGCCAUCCAGACCCCUGGAAACUCCUCCCUUGUGCUGCGCCGGUGUGGGGGGCCUGGCUGCCCUGGCCUGGCGCUCUGGAACACUUCUCUCCGAGAGGUGUCCGGGGCUGUGGUGGUAUCUGGGCUGCUGCAGGGCACGCUGGGGCUGUUGGGGGGUCCUGGCCACUUGUUCCCCCACUGUGGGCCCCUGGUGCUGGCCCCCAGCCUGGUGGUGGCAGGGUUCUCUGCCCACAGGGAGGUGGCCCUCUUCUGCUCUACUCACUGGGGCCUGGCCUUGCUGCUUAUCCUGCUCGUGGUGGUCUGUUCUCAGCACCUGGGCUCCUGCCAGGUACCCCCGUGCCCCUGGCGGCCAGCUUCAAACUCUUCACCCCACACUCCCAUUCCUGUCUUCCGGCUCUUCUCGGUACUGGUGCCGGUGGCCUGUGUGUGGAUCAUCUCUGCGCUUCUGGGGCUGCGCCUCAUCCCUCUAGAGCUGGCUGCAUCCCCCAAGGCACCAUGGGUCUGGCUGCCUCACCCAGCUGAGUGGACCUGGCCCUUGCUGACACCCAGGGCUCUGGCUGCAGGCAUCUCCAUGGCUUUGGCAGCCUCCACCAGCUCCCUGGGCUGCUAUGCCCUGUGUGGCCGGCUGUUGCAAUUGCCUUCGCCCCCUCCACAUGCGUGCAGCCGAGGGCUGAGCCUGGAGGGUCUGGGCAGUGUGCUGGCCGGGAUGUUGGGGAGCCCAAUGGGCACUGCAUCCAGCUUCCCCAACGUGGGCACAGUGAGUCUUAUCCAGGCGGGAUCUCGGAGAGUGGCACACUUGGCGGGGCUGCUGUGCGUGGGGCUUGGGCUCUCCCCGAGGCUGGCCCAGCUCCUCACCGCCAUCCCGCUGCCUGUGCUUGGUGGGGUACUUGGGGUGACCCAGGCCGUGGUUCUGUCUACUGGAUUCUCCAGCUUCCACCUGGCUGACAUUGACUCUGGGCGGAAUGUCUUCAUUGUUGGCUUCUCCAUCUUCAUGGCCCUGCUGCUGCCAAGAUGGCUUCGAGAAGCCCCGGUCCUGAUGAGCACAGGCUGGAGCCCCUUGGAUGUGUUACUGCGCUCGCUGCUCACAGAGCCCAUCUUCCUGGCAGGACUCUUGGGCUUCCUCUUAGAGAACACCAUUCCCGGUACAAGGCUUGAGCGAGGCCUAGGUCAAGGGAUGCCAUCUCCUUUUGCUGCCCCAAAGGCUCAGAUGCCUGAGAAGUCCAGGGAGAAGGGUGCCAAAGAGUACGAGCUUCCUUUCCCCAUCCAAAAGUUGCAUCCCUGCAUCCCCCAGCCCCUCCGUUGCCUCUGCCCGCUGCCUGAAGACCCUGGGAAUGAGGAAGGAGGGCCCUCUGAGCCAGGAGAGACAGCCGACUUGUUGCCUGGCUUUGGGGAGCAGUGUCCUGAGUCUAGCAGAGAACUUGGGUCCCAGUGAUUACCAGGACUCCUAUUCCUGCCCUGGUUAGUUUAGCCCUAACUCCCAGCUUGCUGGAGACUCAGCUCCCAGGUUCUAAUUUCUCCUAGAAAGAGGUGUAGAGGUGUGUGUGUGUGUAUGUGUGUGAGAAAUGGGCCCAUCUAAAGCUCAUUUCUCGAUAGGUGUGUUGCCUUUCCUUCUUUUAAUUAGGCCUAACUUCAGGCGGGGGCCAUGGUUUAGUGGGCCAGGAAUGAACGAAUGAGAUUCUGCAUGUGAACUAUCUAUAGUCGAACCCCAGCAUUCACUUAAGAAAUAUUUAUUGAAGGCCUCCCAUGGGACGCCCAGGUGGCUUGGGGGUUGAGCACCUGCCUUCAGCCCAGGGUGUGAUCCUGGAGUCCAGGGAUCGAGCCCCACAUGGGGCUUCCUGCAGGGAGCCUGCUUCUCCCUCUGCCUGUGUCUCUGCCUCUCUCUCUCUCUCUCUCUGUGUCUCUCAUGAAUAAAUAAAAUCUUAAAAAAAAAAGGAAAAAGAAAAAGAAAAAAGGUCUUCCAUGUGCAAGGUCCUGGAAUUACAGAUAUGGAUAAAACACAGUCCCUGCCUUCUUUAAGGUACUUACCAUUUAAAAAGACUUAUGUAAUCACUAACUAAAAUUUAAGGCAAAAGGCAGUCUAUAAUAAACAUUAAAACAAUGCUA
Molecule: messenger RNA, 2823 nt
Organism: Canis lupus familiaris (dog)
Lineage: Eukaryota; Metazoa; Chordata; Mammalia; Carnivora; Canidae
Gene: SLC23A3
Product: solute carrier family 23 member 3
Exons: 12
Coding region: 290-2152 (620 amino acids)
Biological process (GO): transmembrane transport
Cellular component (GO): membrane
Molecular function (GO): transmembrane transporter activity
Source: RefSeq, a predicted model, not a curated record